GUGUUUGAUUAAGUAACUCAAAUCGACUCGACUCGAUAGUUAUCCUGUGAAACUCUCAAACAAAACUAUCAAUUUCUCAAUUUCUGCAUCUCCAAAUUGCAUGCAUGCUUUACAUAUGUCUGUUACCUACUCACCCUUUGCCAUUUUCUCCAUUUUUUAAUCAUACCCAUCUCCCAAAACUCAGCUUCUUUCAAAAGGGUUUCUGUUUACUUGAUCAAAAACUGAGCUUUUGAUACUAGACCCAGAAGAAGAAGAAGAAGAAUCUUGCUUUCUUUAUGGCACAGCAGAAGAUGCAUUGUGCUGUCCAAAGAACCCAUAUUGAUAAUCAGAAAGUUAUUGACGGAGGAAAGUGUUACUCGAUUAGGAAGUCUUUAGAACACGAUAAUUACAGAGCAUCUGCAGAGGAUUGUGAAAUUGUUUCUCCCAACGUAAGGAAGUCUGAUAAGAGGUCGACUGUCCUGACAUUAUUUACACCCGAAUCUGCUGGGCUCUGGGAAAUUGUUGCACAAGCACCAGAAUGUCUUGAUCAUGUGAAGCAGUUUGGAUCUGGAGCUGAAGUGAGUAUGGAUGGUCUGCAUCUAGUUACCCCAUCACCCAUUAAUUCAUUUAAAGUUGAUCGACGAAAGCCAUGGAAAGUUCCUCUGCAUGAUGUUACUUAUUCUGUCAAGUCAUUUCCAGCAAGAAGCUUUGUGGGACAUCAAUCUCGAAAUAUGACCUUCAUUAAUAAAACUACUAGAUUGAAUGAAUUUUCUAGUAAUCCAUCCUGUCAAGGUUCUAUCUCUUGCAGAACAUCCUCUCAUAUAAUCCCCCAAAGGUCUGGUUCUUUGAAAUCAUCCGACAUAUUUUGUGAAAACUCCAAAGUAGACAAGGCUAUAAAGAGAAAUUUGAGAAAGAAGGCAAGAAAGAAGGGAAAACAGAAAAAGAAGCUCUCUCGUGAUUCUGUCUCUACCGAACCAGAAGUUUUCUCUGAGGAUUAUGAUUGUGGUACUUUGGUUGCAAAAACCUGUGGUAAGAAUGAUAUGGAUCAUGGUGACAGACUAGUAUCUUGUGCAACUUCACAAGAAGAUUCAUUAUCAGAUAGUAGAGUUAAUGUGAUAGACUUAGAAAACAAUAAUGGCACCAGGAAUUCUUCUGAAUCGCCGAAGACAUGCACAUCCUACAUUGAUGAAAUAGAUCUAUCAGAAGUUAAGGUACCUUCUUCAGUUCAGAAUUUUCAUGGUGGAUAUCAUGUAAUUGAUUCUGAAAUCAGGAUUCAAAUGGAUGACCAAGGAUUUUCCAUUCUUGAUGGAGGAAUAGAAGAGACAAAUCAUCUGCAGACCAGCUGUUAUGGUGGUAUACAUUCAAAUGGAUUACCUGAUAUGCAUGACUCCCGAGUCUUGGAUUCGGUUUCUGUCGGUUCAAACAGUGAUAUUAGUACGAUUACUAGCUGUGAGGCUAAACCGUGUGAUAAGGGAAGCAACGAAAGUGGUCUUUCGGAUCCACCAGAUUAUGGUUCCAGAAAAGGGUGUUUCUCUUGUCCAAACUCAUUAAAUAGUGUUGUAGACUUCUAUGACUACACUGAAGGAUCUAGAACUGGCAAUCAGGGUUUUAGAAGCAGUGACAUGCAAGUGGUUGCACCAGGCAAGAAGAGCAAGCAAGCUAAAAUGGUGCUGAGGGGUUCAAGUGCUUAUAAACUUGGAAGUGCUGGAAAUUCGCAUGGUCGUACUGGGAAGGAAAACAGUCAUCGUGUCUGGCAAAAGGUUCAGAAGAAUAAUACGAGUGAAUGUAACUCUGAUUUUCAGAAAGUACAUCCUGUGGGCUCACAGACUCUCAAAGAGGCUUCUUUCGUUAGAAGAAACCCUAAUGCUGCUGAGGUAGAUAUGUCAUCAAAAACUGAAGAUAAAAAACAGUUAAAACAUAAGGUUUCAAGGAAGCAGAAGCGAAAAACUAGUCCAGGUUCAAAGCAAGAAUACAACUCUUAUUCCCAUAGGGCCUCUUAUUCCAGCAAGGCAAGUGCAAACGCUCAUGCUAAGAUUUCUACUGAACCGAAUGAAAUAUUAGAUAUCUCCACACAGUUUAGUGACCAAAAAAGAUUGGGAAGUGUUCCAAGAUCUCAUUCUCAGAUUGGUUGUCCAGAGGUUGGGUUUCAGAGCAGCAGACUCAAAUCUUUGAAUUCUGAAGCAUUGCACAACUCACACGAUCAUCCAGAAAAUUUGGGAUCAGUUGAAAGUUAUUACAAUACUGUUUCUGAUAUGAAGGAACAAAAUCAGGAUAGCUUAUUGGCAAGUUCCUGCCGUUCUUUGGACAAAAUGAAUAUGUUUGAGGUGCGGUCUCCGGUUUACCUUCCUCAUCUUAUAGUUAAUGAGGCUGCUCAAAAAGAAAAGGACAUUUCUCUUGCUGAAUACAGUAAGCAAAACCAUUGUUCUGGAUCCUUUUUGCAGAAAUGGAUACCUAUUGGGACCAAGAAUCCUCAGAGUACGACCUCUACAAGAUGUAACAGUGUAUCAUCAAGGCAUUCUGAUGGACAAGGUGUUGAGGACUGGAUGUUGAGAAGCAAUGUUGAUGAGAAAGUUGUUACCAAUUCUCAAAAUCUCUUUUCUGUAUUGGCUGUUGAAAGGAUGAGCACAGGCUUGGUUUCUGAAAGUGUUUCUUCUCAGGAGGAUGAAAACUAUACUCCAAAAUUGAAGAAUACAAGUGCCCACACAUUCAAGGAGAAAAAUAGCAAGCUUAUUGCAGCCAAUUGCUUGACUAUUGAAUCUAAAGAUCAAAACUUUUCUGCAGUUGAAACUGAUUUGGACAAGAUUCUGCUGGCGGUGAAUCAUGCCUCUAGGAUGCAAUUGGCAUCUGAAGCUGUUCAGAUGGCCACUGGUUCUCCAAUUGCUGAGUUUGAAAGACUUCUCCACUUUUCCUCUCCCGUCAUUUGUCAUUCACCUAAUAUAAUAAGCUGUAAUGAGUGCUCACAGGACCAGGGUGUUGGGGCAUCUUUGUGCAGACAUGAGAUACCUAAUAUCUCAUUAGGAUGCCUGUGGCAGUGGUAUGAAAAACAUGGGAGCUAUGGGUUAGAAAUAAGGGCAGAUGAUUUUGAACAGUUAAAUAGAUUGGGUGUUGAUCGGUUCUCAUUUCGUGCCUAUUUUGUUCCCUUUUUGUCAGCAGUUCAGCUGUUCAAGAGUGGUAAAAGUCAUUCCACAAACAGAAGGAAUGGUCUUCCUACUCCUGGGAAUUUGGAGGCGGAUGAGAUUGGUGAAACAUCACAAAGCUCCUCUUACAUCGGUCAUCUACCAACAUAUUCGUUGCUAGUUCCUCAGCCUCGCACUUCUGACACAAGUGCUAUGCCACAUGAGAAAGAGGUGUGUAAAUCAGAGCUGUCUCCAGUUUCUUCCAAAGAAGACUUUUCUGUUCCAUCAGUUGACAUGACAUGCUCCAAUGAUUCGGAGCUACUUUUUGAAUAUUUUGAAUCUGAACAACCUCGACAAAGACGGCCAUUUUAUGAAAAAAUUCAAGAGUUGGCUAGCGGUGAUGGGCCUUCUCAGUGGAAAGCAUAUGGAGAUCCAACUUACUUGAACUCCAUAAAUCUACAUGAUCUGCAUCCUACAUCCUGGUACUCAGUGGCAUGGUAUCCUAUUUAUAGGAUUCCAGAUGGCAAUUUCCGUGCAGCAUUUUUGACUUACCAUUCACUUGGUCAUAUGAUUCGUAGAAGUACAAAAGUCAAUUCUGCUAAUGUAGAUAGUAUUGUUUCUCCGGUGGUGGGUCUCCAAAGUUACAAUGCUCAGAGUGAGUGCUGGUUCCAGCUGAAGCACCCUGCUAUGAACCAGACAGCAGAAAGCUCUGGCUUAAACCCUUCCAGGAUUCUCAGGGAGCGGUUGAAGACACUCGAGGAGACAGCAUCUCAUAUGUCAACAGCUGUUGUCAAUAAAGGAAAUCAAACCUCUGUAAAUAGACAUCCUGACUACGAGUUCUUCCGCUCAAGACAACGUAGUUAGAGUGCCUAGAUUUCUAUAAUUGAUCGAUGAAAUAGCGUUGAUGUUACUGGAAUAUUCAGAUAGAAGCUAGCUAACCUCCAGUAGGAAGCUGAAAUGGAUGAUCUUGUUCCUUCCAUGGUUUUUUUCGCCCUUUUUCUUCUAACUCUGGAACAAGGGUUCCAUUUGUGAAUAGCUGUGUGUGUUUCUGCCUUCAAACUCUAAAGGGUGUGUAGUGAAGAUACUGAUUUCACACUAGCUGUAAAUCCGUGUGUUCAAAUUCAGUUGAAGAAUUUUUUAAAUUUAGAGUAAAGUUCUUAAUUCUAUUAAUUCUACACUUCAUUUUGUUUUA
Molecule: messenger RNA, 4287 nt
Organism: Pistacia vera
Lineage: Eukaryota; Viridiplantae; Streptophyta; Magnoliopsida; Sapindales; Anacardiaceae
Exons: 7
Coding region: 276-3959 (1227 amino acids)
Source: RefSeq, a predicted model, not a curated record